CUGAUAUUCAAUCGAGAUUCCAACCCAGACCCAGCCCAUCCAUCAAAAUGCCUCUUCCAAUCGUCUCCACCGCAUCCCUCUUCGAGGACGCCCUGCAGUCCAACGAGGCAAUUGAAGUCCCCAUUGGCGAAGUCGACUUUGUCUCCUUCACGAGUGGACAAACCAUAAGAACACUUGGUACCAGGAGGCUGAAUGGCAAUUCGGCUCUUGUGCUCGUUUCCACCAAAGGUGCCAUUUUAGCUAACGUUCCUCUGCCCCCUUGCAGCAUGGAAGAACACAAUGCUAGUCUAACGCAACUGUGGAAAAAAGCGACCGCCUUUCUGAAUCUCUUCAACGAAAAUGCAGGGCUCUUCUUGGGCCCGGAUGAGAAAAGGUAUGCAAUAGUUUAUGGACCCUCUGCGAGACCUAAACCCUUCCCGCAAUAUGAUGCGAUCAUUGAAUCCAUUCUUUCGAAUUCGUUGGGAGUUAUUGAGAAGCCUAAGAUUAUCUCAUAUUCGUAUGAGGAGGGCGGCCACAAUCAGCCUGAUAGUGGUUCUGUCUUUAUUGAUGGAAGAGGUGAAAUUCCCAAGGUGUAUAUGGAGGACAAGGAUCAGAAAUGGUUCGACUAGGUUUUUGUAUAUCUGGCCAUGGAGAAAUGGUGUAGGUAGUUGAGAUAGACCUGAGGAAAUAGGCUACCAGCCGUUCGUCUUCAUAUGAUCGCAUUUUCCAUUUUAGCUAGGCUCUCGUACAUGACUGUAUCUUGUAAAGAGCAUUCAUAUACAUGAUACCGAGCGACACUGCAGGUGUCAUAAAAAACCAAUCUUUUUAGCACGAGUGGGUGAGAAAGCAGGCUUUUUGCCGAAGGCCCCUCAUUGUCAUAGACUGAACAGCCACUUUCCACCUUACUGUAACAAGGCCUCAUUUUUUAGACAUUCAACCCCAC
Molecule: messenger RNA, 922 nt
Organism: Aspergillus costaricaensis CBS 115574
Lineage: Eukaryota; Fungi; Ascomycota; Eurotiomycetes; Eurotiales; Aspergillaceae
Exons: 1
Coding region: 48-608 (186 amino acids)
Source: RefSeq, a predicted model, not a curated record